This is a messenger RNA of Sclerotinia borealis F-4128, 1992 nucleotides long. NCBI's taxonomy places the organism in Eukaryota, Fungi, Ascomycota, Leotiomycetes, Helotiales, Sclerotiniaceae. The record is from the annotation of a GenBank genome assembly.
AUGGUUUCCACAAGAUUAUUAGGAAUUGCUCUUUUGGCACUCUCGCUUUCUCAAUCAGUAUCUGGUCUUACACUUAAUACCUCUGACCCAACUUCAAUCAAGAAUGCAGCAAGUAUCAUUGCUCACGGUCUUAUGAAAUAUUAUACCGGAAAUGUCACCAAUACACCAGAAACUAUCGCAGUACUACCAGCACCAUAUUAUUGGUGGGAAGCUGGAGCAAUGUGGGGGACCAUGCUCGAUUAUUAUCACUACACCGGAGAUUCUUCAUAUAACGAUGUUACUAUACAAGCCCUGGAAUCUCAGGUCGGUCCCCUCUUCGAUUACAUGAUGCCCAAUCAUCAAAAGGAUGAAGGAAAUGAUGAUCAAGCCUUCUGGGGAUUUGCUACCAUGUCUGCUGCAGAGAAGAAUUUCCCCCAACCCUCAAAUACUGGUGGAUUUACUUGGGUAGAGUUGACAGAGAAUCUUUGGAAUACCCAAGCCGCUCGCUGGGAUGCAUCUUCUUGUGGUGGUGGAUUGAAAUGGCAAAUCUUCUCAUUCAACAAUGGAUAUACAUACAAGAACUCUGUAUCCAACGGAGCUUUCUUCCAGCUUUCCGCACGUCUUGCACGAUAUACUGGAAACCAAACAUACGUCGAUUGGGCGGAGAAGGUUUAUGAUUGGACUACCGAAAUAAGAUUGAUUGAUUCGGAUUUUAACACUUUCGACGGUGCCGAUGACACCAAAGGAUGCAGCGAUCCAAAUGAGAUCACUUGGAGCUACAACAAUGCUAUCUUCUUAUACGGAGCCGCUGUUAUGUACAACUACACUACUGAUUCUACUUGGCAAUCACGAACUCAGGGGUUAUUAAAAGCCUCUGCCAACUUCUUCACACCUGAAAAUAUCAUGUACGAACAAGCAUGCGAAACAAUUAGCACUUGCAAUAAUGACCAAUACUCCUUUAAAGCAUAUCUUUCACGUUUCAUGUGGGCAACCACUCAAAUGGCACCUUUCACCAAGAACACAAUUUCGACUUAUCUCACAAAAUCCGCAUCCGCAGCGGCUAAUAUUUGUACCGGAGAUGCUAAUGCUUGUGGCACCAAAUGGUAUGUGGGGUUUGAUGGAACAUUUGGUAUCGGACAGCAAAUGAGUGCUCUGGAAGUCAUCCAAGGAUUACUGGUCUCUUCCGCUGCACCACCAAUUGUCAAGGGCGAAGCACUUGUUCAAUCAGCAUCUUCUUCGAUACCGUCCUCCAUUACAAGUACUAGAAGCACACCCACCAUUUCAAGUUUCAGUAGUGAUGGGCCUAAUAUCACCAGUGCUAGCAGCCCCGACGCCACUGAAUCAUCCACGGACAUCAUCGCAAUGGAUACUAUCAGGGAAAGUACCACGGUUCCAUGCACUACUAACUCUAUAAUCUCUCCUCCUACGGUACAUUCUUCCCUUGAAAUUCCCCCUUUCACUACACACCCUUCUGCAGACUCUUCUUCUACGCUCUCCACUGCAAUCAUCUCUUCUACUGUACCGCCCUCUUUUGAGGUGCACGCUCCUACUGCAAUCCAUUCUUCUACUGUAGAAUCGUUCUCUACAAUCUCCUCUUCUGAGACAUCGUCUACUACUUCUUCUUUGACAACUUCUGCGCCUGCUUUCGACACAACAACCACAGUCAGUAUUCUCCGUAGUACCACUGUAUAUACAAAUUCCACUGCCUGGUUUGCACCAUCCUCGUUUCUGUCUAGUCAUCUCACAACUGCUUUGUCGACCCUUGCGAUUUUUACAACCUCUACUUCAUCUGCAUCCUCGAAAUCUUCAACGGCUUUACUAAUUGAUACCUCUACACAGCCAACAUCUACUGCUUCGGGACCUGGCUCUGAGAGAACUACGGCCACCUCAACACUGGUUUCGGCUUCGGUUAAUAAAGCUACGGUUACUGCUGCUGCGGCGAGAAAUAAAAAGAUUUCAGGUGCGGGAUUGGUCGCUGGUGUGGUUGCAGCGAGCUUAUUGUUUGGCUUGUAG